CCAACAGCUUAAGAACCAACUCCCCCCGCUGCUUGGAAUCACUAGCAAACGUUGAUUUCCCCUCCCCAGCACAACAAAACCACCAUGGCCGACCCAUCCUUCUACACUUACCCCUCCCCACUCGCUGGUUACAAGAACGAGCCUCCUCUUCCAACAACUCUCAAUGUGAACAAUAGAUCCCUUUACAAUCCUGAGACGGGAAACCUUAGCGCUGCAUAUGAGCAGUUUCCGGAGCCAAUCGAUAAUGGACAGAAUCCCGGGGGUUUUGAUGUCCACGUUUACUUUUAUCAGAACAAUCCCGAGCAGGUACAAUUCGCAAAGGAAUUAUGGGAACGGGUUCGGCGGGAAUUUCCCGAACUCCGCAUUUAUAAAAUUUUCGACAAGCCAAUCGGUCCCCAUACCCUUGCGAUGUUCGAGGUAAACAUUCUAACUCCCACCCAAUUCGGAGCAUUCAUACCCUGGCUUGUCGUAAACCGUGGUCCACUCAGCGUCCUCCUUCACCCAAACACCGACGAUCCACUCAGAGACCACACCCAACGGGCCACCUGGCUGGGGAGGGAAGUCCCGGUCGAUACCGGCCUUUUGAGAGGGUUUUUGAAGAAAGCGGGGAUAUGAUGUGGAUUCAUUCAAUAGGGGAUGUGGGGUGUAUUAGAAGAGAUAUGCAGCAUUUAGGUUGUUUA
Tuber melanosporum (Perigord truffle) is the source of this 680-nucleotide messenger RNA. RefSeq lists its product as uncharacterized. Bases 85 to 615 code for a protein of 176 amino acids. The record is from RefSeq and is a predicted model, not a curated record. Lineage: Eukaryota; Fungi; Ascomycota; Pezizomycetes; Pezizales; Tuberaceae. The transcript has 5 exons.